Dendrobium catenatum is the source of this 1350-nucleotide messenger RNA. RefSeq names its product transcription factor MYB3R-5-like. Bases 321 to 1328 code for a protein of 335 amino acids. Lineage: Eukaryota; Viridiplantae; Streptophyta; Magnoliopsida; Asparagales; Orchidaceae. The record is from RefSeq and is a predicted model, not a curated record. The transcript is spliced from 11 exons.
UAUUAUCUCCAACACAGAAAUUUGAAAUUUCUCUUUCGUUUGGGGCCUUAAUCGGAACUUCUAUGUCCAUGCGAUGAUUUUCUAUUCCUUGUCCUCUCCGACGAAUCACUUCUUCGGCUCCUUCGUUGCUGUUCGACUUCGCUCCUUCGACGACGUCCCUUCAAAUCGGAUCUGAAACCACAUCUCGUGACGACUAGGGGAGCUUGCUCUUGCUCGUUGCCAAGGUUUCUCCUGAAGUUCUCUGACCAAGCUUGAAAAAAGAAGUUAAAGCGUUGUAGUUGUAAGACCUGAUCCACGCUGUUGCUUGAAGCAGGAAAGAGAUGGUUUUAUACUUCAAGGCCCGGCCAGAGGUUGGGGACUACACGAUCUACAUGGGGCUGGACAAACACGAGAACGAGGAGCUGAUCAAGUACGGAUUUGCCGAGGACAUAUGGUUUCAUGUUGAUAAGAUGUCAUCAGCUCAUGUUUACUUAAGGUUGAACAAAAAUCAAACAAUUGAUGAUAUUAGUGAAGGUUUACUAGAAGACUGUGCUCAGCUUGUCAAAGCCAAUUCCAUUCAAGGAAAUAAGGUGAAUAAUGUAGAUGUUGUCUAUACUCCAUGGUAUAAUUUGAAGAAGACUCCUUCAAUGGAUGUUGGGCAGGUUGGGUUUCACAAUUCUAAAAUGCUUUUUAAGGUCCGUACCGUGAGAGUUGAGAAACGUGUAAAUGAGAUUGUCAACAGACUGAAUAAGACAAAAGUGGAGAGGAAUCCAGAUUUGAAAGAUGGUAGAGUUGGGAGUUCUUCUGCAACGACCCCAGAUGGAAUGGGAGAAGCUUCAAGUUCCACCUCUCUAAUAGAUGGGAGCGAUUGCGACUUUCUAAGGCAACAGCAGGCUCUGCAUGGAAGGAUAACUGGCCCAAAAAGGAGAUCAACUAAAGGACAGUGGACUCCUGAAGAGGAUGAAAUUCUAUGCAAUGCUGUUCAUCAUUAUCAUGGAAAAAAUUGGAAAAAGAUAGCGGAAUGUUUCCCAGAUAGGACCGAUGUACAAUGCUUGCACAGAUGGCAGAAGGUUUUAAAUCCGGCUCUUGUUAAAGGACCAUGGUCCAAGGAGGAAGAUGAAAUUAUAAUUGAAAUGGUAAACAAGUUUGGACCGAAGAAAUGGUCAACAAUUUCACAAGCUCUACCUGGACGCAUUGGGAAGCAAUGUCGUGAGAGGUGGCAUAAUCAUCUUAAUCCUGCAAUCAACAAGGAUGCAUGGACCCAGGAAGAGGAGAUAGCCCUCAUUCAUGCUCAUCAAAUUUAUGGAAACAAGUGGGCAGAGUUGACAAAGUUUUUACCUGGCAGGUGAGUGCUAAAUUUUUAUUUUAUUC